This is a messenger RNA of Camponotus floridanus (Florida carpenter ant), 1020 nucleotides long. RefSeq names its product polyglutamine-binding protein 1 (gene PQBP1). The record is from RefSeq and is a predicted model, not a curated record. The coding region runs from base 80 to 973 and encodes 297 amino acids. Gene Ontology annotation, molecular function: protein binding. The transcript has 6 exons. NCBI's taxonomy places the organism in Eukaryota, Metazoa, Arthropoda, Insecta, Hymenoptera, Formicidae.
CCAGAAAUUAUAUUGUGAAACUUUCUUUACGUUGCGCAUUUUGACAGAUUUCUUGUGGUUUGGACUGAAAAAAUAUAAAAUGCCUUUGCCAGCUGCUUUAGCUGCACGUCUUGCGAAAAGAGGAUUAAUUUCUGGCUCUGAAAAGCAUGAAUCUGGGAAGAAAGAAACAAAAAAGAAGGUGCACGAAGAAGUAAUAGCUGAAGAUUAUGACAAUACAAAAGAAGAAAUUAAUCAAAUUGAUAUAUCACAAAAGUUUAUGGGUUACAACGGAUGUCCUAACAAGUAUAAUAUCUAUCAUGAAUGUACAAAGAAAUGUAAGGAAUUAUGGGGAUUAGGACACGUACAACCUUCUGACAAGUAUUUAAAACGACAAAUGAAAUUGAUUCAGAAAUACCCUUUGCCAGAGACUUGGAAAGCAGUUUACGAUCCUGGAUGUGGACAACACUACUAUUGGGAUUGGUCAUCUGAUUUGGUAUCUUGGUUACCACCUGGUCAUCCUAAGUGUCAGAUAUCGCAACCAGCAUCCCAAUUACGUGAAGAGUUGCAUUUAAAGGCAGGAGAUCAAGAUGAUAAUAUGUCAAGUGAUGAAAGUGCUAGUGACCAAGAACAAAUGGAGGUAGAUGAAAGUGACAUCAGGAAAGAUAAAAAGAUUGAAAAUCGUGCAAGAUAUAAAGGACCAGACAAUAAAAGAGUUCAAAGAUCUGAUAGAAGUGAUGGUAAAGACAAGAAAGAUCGCACAUUGGAUCCUAUGGAUCCAGCAUCGUAUAGCGAUAUUCCCAGAGGAAAAUGGUCAGAUGGAUUGGCUAGACAUAACGAAGCCAAAACUGGUGCGGAUACAACCGCAUCGGGACCUCUUUAUCAAAUGAGGCCGUAUCCCAGUCCGGGUGCGGUGUUGCGCUCAAAUAGAGCUAAUAAAACAGAGUCAGAUUCGGUAAAUAAAUCGAAAGUUGCGUUUCCCGAGAAACCAGAAUAAAUACAUACUGCGUCUAUAAAUGUAAUAUGUGUAUAUGUGAUUAUGUU